CCGAGACUCACCGAGCCAUAUACAUGGCCCGUGCACUGCCCCUCAGUCGGUACGUAUCCGCUCGUUCCUGAGUUAGCGGGGCGUAAACAAUCGAAGUCCGUCUUCCAGGUUUGCUGUCACCCAUCCCCUUCAAGCUAAACCUCCAAAAACAAGCCUGAUUCGACCUUAACACCACAACCAACACCGCCGCGUCGCCGCACGAUAUUUUCCUCCCAACCCUCGCAUUUGUCAAGGCGAGGAAGCGAACUAUCCUAGACACCACCCUACAACAUCUCCAUCAUCAGAACAGCCCACCACACCGCAACACAACCAAUCAACGAAAACGGGGGGUAAACAAACCACCGACCCCCACCGACAAAACCAACAACCGCAACCACAACACAAUGUCUCAAAACGCAGCAACAUACGCAGACUGCGUAGCCUCCCUCCGCACCUCCCUAACCUUCCUCCAAAACUCCGUAUCGACCCUCGACACAGGCGUCUCUGACCUCCCUCGCCUCGCCUCUGUCCUCCGUCCCACGCGGCACUUCGAGCUCAUCCCCCAACCCACCCUCGCCGCCGCCGAGGCAUCUUUGCGCGAUGAAAUCGGUCCGCAAAUCGCAAAACUUCUCGACCGCGCCGACGCCCAGAUCGCGCGCCGCGAACGGCGCAUCGAGACGCUGCAGGCUCGGUGCGAGCUCUUGCAGGGCCGGUUGGCGGCGCCGUCUGAAGAUGACGGGUACGAGGCCAGGAAGGCAAAGGGAAGAGGAGGGUAUGCUAGCGGAAGUGGUGGGAAGAAGAAAGGGUUGAAUGGGGAGAGUGCUUUGCGGGCUAGGGCUGUGAGGCAGAGGAGGGAGGGGUUGGAGUAUAGUGUUGAGAGGCUUGAACUUGAGGUCUUGACGAAGGAAAGGGAGUUGAGGAAGAGGCUGGAUAAGGCUUGAGAGAGAGAGAGAGAGAGAGAGAGAGAGAGAGAG
Molecule: messenger RNA, 953 nt
Organism: Colletotrichum acutatum
Lineage: Eukaryota; Fungi; Ascomycota; Sordariomycetes; Glomerellales; Glomerellaceae
Product: DASH complex subunit Spc19
Exons: 1
Coding region: 384-920 (178 amino acids)
Biological process (GO): attachment of spindle microtubules to kinetochore
Cellular component (GO): spindle microtubule; DASH complex
Source: RefSeq, a predicted model, not a curated record